This is a messenger RNA of Drosophila teissieri, 990 nucleotides long. RefSeq lists its product as uncharacterized. The coding region runs from base 67 to 825 and encodes 252 amino acids. Lineage: Eukaryota; Metazoa; Arthropoda; Insecta; Diptera; Drosophilidae. The transcript has 2 exons. The record is from RefSeq and is a predicted model, not a curated record.
UGCGUCAAAAGAGCUUCUGUCUCCGGUGAAUGGUGAAUGGUGAAUGGUGAAUAGUGAAUAUCUGCAAUGUGCCCCGAGAUGUCGUCCGUGCAAGUGCUGGCCUCGCUGGCCGUGAUCGGUUUAUUGGUUGUGUCUCCUGCGGAGGCAAUCAGCAGACCAUUGCCCCCCUACGUGGGUCUGCCCACCCAGGAUGGCCUCACGCGUCUGUUCCUCAGUUCGCGAGUGACGCAGAGAGAUCCCUUCGCCUCGGUGGCAUGUUUCGGUGGCUACAUCGGUGAAUCGAACCUGAUCGCGGAGCUGUACAGUGCCAACUACACCAGCUGCUACAAUGCGGCAGCGAACUCCAGGAGGGGCAUCGAUUCCGACUUCCUGGCCACGCGCAGGACCAUCCGACUUUCAUCCGACAGGGUUUGCGGUGAGCUCAGGGCUUGCAACCAGAUCAACGGAACCCUCGAGUCCUUCAAGUGCCACGCCAAUGUGGGCUCCAACAACACGGUGUCCACCUACAGCAUCUCGGGAAACGCCUCCGAGUCGGCCAGCGUGCUGGAGGAGCGCUACCGCGUGGUGGAGCUGCGCCAUGGGCAGUGCUGCCAGCGGGCGGAGCGCAACUACGUGGAGUCCACCGCCAAGAACUACAACUACCUGCAGGCCUGUCUGGAUGGCCGCGCUAAGCCGAAGCCCAUGCCCACAUCCACGACCUCCACAACGACGACCAGCACCACCACAACCACGACCACCGAGGCACCCACCGAACCACCAACCACCACCGAGACCCCUUUAAACGUCGAGGAUCAGUUCAAGCAGCUAUUGAAUUUGUUAAACUAAUGCCCGCUAAAGUGUACAACUUUUUCAAGCAGGGACUUCGCAAUUAAAGACAGGGCCGUCCCUAAGCAAAAAAUCCUUGGGCAAACAUUUGCCCAACUCGAAAUUCAACCCUCUGGCAAAUAAAUUAACCCUGCACAAAGGGGUUGAAGGAUUGAGUUUCGCACA